This is a messenger RNA of Ochotona princeps (American pika), 1589 nucleotides long. It is a transcript of the gene CTTN, whose product is annotated as cortactin. The coding region runs from base 72 to 1586 and encodes 504 amino acids. The transcript is spliced from 16 exons. The record is from RefSeq and is a predicted model, not a curated record. Gene Ontology annotation, molecular function: actin filament binding. Gene Ontology annotation, cellular component: focal adhesion; site of polarized growth; actin filament. Gene Ontology annotation, biological process: regulation of actin filament polymerization. Lineage: Eukaryota; Metazoa; Chordata; Mammalia; Lagomorpha; Ochotonidae.
CCUCGUGAAAUUACAGCUCACAGCAAGAACAAGGGACCCACGAGGCGAGGCGGACGCCGGCAGCAGGCGAGAUGUGGAAAGCGUCGGCAGGCCACACUGUGCCCCUUGCCCAGGAAGACUCGGGUGCUGAUGACUGGGAGACGGACCCCGACUUCGUGAAUGACGUGAGUGAAAAAGAGCAAAGAUGGGGCGCCAAGACCGUGCAGGGCUCCGGGCACCAGGAACACAUCGACAUCCACAAGCUGAGAGAGAACGUGUUCCAAGAGCACCAGACCCUCAAGGAGAAGGAACUGGAAACGGGGCCAAAGGCCUCCCACGGCUACGGAGGCAAGUUUGGCGUGGAACAAGAUCGGAUGGAUAAGUCCGCCGUCGGCCAUGAGUACCAGGCAAAGCUGUCAAAGCACUGCUCUCAAGUUGACUCGGCCCGGGGCUUCGGGGGCAAGUUUGGGGUGCAGACGGACCGAGUGGACCAGUCUGCUGUUGGCUUCGAGUACCAGGGGAAAACGGAGAAGCAUGCCUCCCAGAAAGACUACUCCAGUGGCUUCGGAGGCAAGUAUGGCGUGCAGGCUGACCGCGUGGACAAGAGUGCCGUGGGGUUUGACUACCAGGGCAAGACGGAGAAGCACGAGUCACAGAAAGAUUACUCCAAAGGUUUUGGUGGCAAAUACGGUAUUGACAAGGACAAGGUGGACAAGAGUGCUGUGGGCUUCGAGUACCAAGGCAAGACGGAGAAGCACGAGUCGCAGACAGACUACGUGAAAGGGUUCGGGGGAAAGUUCGGCGUGCAGACAGACAGACAGGACAAAUGUGCCCUGGGCUGGGAUCACCAGGAGAAGUUGCAGCUGCACGAAUCCCAGCGAGACUACUCCAAAGGAUUUGGGGGAAAAUACGGCGUGCAGAAGGAUCGGAUGGAUAAGAAUGCCUCGAGCUUUGAAGAUGUCACCAAGGUGUCCUCCGCCUACCAGAAGACUGUGCCUGUGGAACUUGUGAGCAGCAAGACAAGUAACAUCAGAGCUAACUUUGAGAACCUGGCGAAGGAGCAGGAGCAGGAGGACAGGCGGAAGGCAGAGGCAGAGCGAGCCCAGCGCCUGGCCAGGGAGCGGCAGGAGCAGGAGGACAGGCGGAAGGCAGAGGCAGAGCGAGCCCAGCGCCUGGCCAGGGAGCGGCAGGAGCAGGAGGAAGCCGCACAGAGGUCGGAGGAACAAACCCGAGCCCAGCAGAGUCCGCCAGCAUCUCCUAGUCCUCAGUUUAUGGAAGAGAGGCUGCCGUCCAGCCCCAUCUAUGAGGACGCUGCUUCACUGCGAGCAGAGCCGGGCUGUGACGACCUCGUGGGCCCGGACACAGUCGACGAGAGCUCGGAGGGCCACUACCAGUCAGAGGACAAUACCUAUGACGAGUACGAGGACACGCUCGGGACCACGGCCACGGCCCUCUACGACUACCAAGCCGCGGGCGAUGACGAAAUCUCGUUUGACCCUGAUGACAUCAUCACCAACAUCGAGAUGAUUGAUGACGGCUGGUGGCGCGGGGUGUGCAGGGGCAGGUACGGGCUCUUCCCCGCCAACUACGUGGAGCUGCGGCAGUAGCCC